UUCUCUCCUCUUUCCCCCCUCUUUUUUUCGGGUCAGUCCGAGAACCCUAGGCGCACUCUCCUCCGUAGGGUUUCUUCGUGAUCGCUUAAAGCUUCCACAAGCGUCUUCAACCCCGCGCUGAUCUAGGAUUUGCCUUCCUGCGAGGACCCUGGGAGGAAAAGAAUGGCGCUCAAACAGAAGGGCGGCGAGAUUUCGGCGGAAGCCAAGAAGCGGAGGCGUGUCGGUUUCGCCAAUAUUGAUACUGGAGUUGAGGCAAGCGAGUGCAUUAAAGUUUUUCUUGUAAAAAGUGGAGAUGAAGUGGGAUCAACAAACAGUUUUUGUAUCAACCCAGUUGACCUUAAUCAGUUUUUUGGUGAAGAUGGGAAGAUAUACGGCUAUAAAGGCUUAAGGGUUAACAUUUGGUUGAGUACAGUGUCAUUUCAUGCUUACUCUGAGAUUACAUUUGAGAGCACCAGCGACGGUGGAAAAGGGAUCACUGAUCUUGAGCCAGCUCUUCAGGAUAUAUUUGGUGAAUUAUUGACUGAGAAAGAACAAUUUCUUCAAACAUUUUCAACAGAGCGUAAUUUCAUUAGAAAUAUCAUAUCCGAUGGUGCAGUUGUUCCUUGCAAAACCUCAGAGGAGGAUGAUCAUGCAUCUAAUUCAAAUUCUGAAGCUGAUGGUUCAAUGAUUGAGGUUAUCCGGAUGAAACAGGACAGUGAGCCUGUUUGUUUACUUUAUAGUCGACUGGUUCCUCUUGUACUGCUUCUUGUUGAUGGUGGCAGUCCAAUCGAUGUAACUGAUCCAAGAUGGGAAAUCUUUUUGGUUGUGAAGAAGGUCCAAGAUCCUCUGGGUGAUUGUAUAACCAAUGUGCUUGGUUUUGCCACUGUUUAUCGCUUCUUUCAUUACCCAGACAGUACACGUUUACGGAUUGGCCAGAUCUUAGUAUUGCCCCCUUACCAGGGUCAAGGCCAUGGACGCCAUCUCUUAGAGUCUGUGUAUUCUGUUGCAGUAUCUGAAAACAUAUAUGAUGUGACUGCUGAAGAGCCUUCAGACUACCUUCAGUAUCUUCGUGCUUGCAUUGACACCAAGCGCUUGCUGUGCUUUCAGCCGAUAAAGCCAGCCAUUAAUUCAGUUGUUUCAUGCUUAAAGGAAGGGAAUCUAUUAAAGCGGAUUUGCAGGUCAAGCUCCUGCCCACCGGCAAGUGCGAUGGAAAUUGCACGACAGAAGCUAAAGAUCAACAAGAAACAGUUCCUUAGAUGCUGGGAGGUCCUCAUCUAUCUAAACCUCAAUCAAGAGAACAGCAAGUGUACUGAAAACUUCAGAGCCUGGGUUUCAGAUCGUGUUAAAAGUGACAUAGUUGAUAAAGAUGCCGUGGACAGUAGGAAACAUCUUGUCGAGGUGCCAAAUGACUAUGACCAUGACAUGACAUUUGUUGUAUGCUGGUCGCAAAAUGGUGGAGAACCAGAUGGUAUUGAUGGCAAUCCAGGGGGAAGCCAAUCAACACAAGAUGAGCAGUUAAAUGAGUUGGUCAAGAAGCGAUUGGAAGAUAUUGUUAAGAUCACUAACAAGGUUUCUGCAAUUCCGAGAAAUUAAGUAGUGUGGGGGUUAAAGCUUGCUUAUCGAGUGCUAGUGCAAAAGGGCGUUAACUUAGCAGAAACUUGAUUGUAAAUUGUUACAUCAUUUUUUUUUUCAACUCAAGAGUCAUGUUUGAUGUAGUGUCUGGACCUGUUUAUGAGCUGAAUGUAUGAUCUUAAUUGCCAUAUUUAUUAAAACUUGGAAUUUUGAUGUUUGGUGGAA
This is a messenger RNA of Musa acuminata AAA Group (dessert banana), 1776 nucleotides long. RefSeq names its product probable histone acetyltransferase type B catalytic subunit. The record is from RefSeq and is a predicted model, not a curated record. Gene Ontology annotation, molecular function: histone H4 acetyltransferase activity. Gene Ontology annotation, cellular component: nucleus. The transcript has 10 exons. Bases 163 to 1572 code for a protein of 469 amino acids. Lineage: Eukaryota; Viridiplantae; Streptophyta; Magnoliopsida; Zingiberales; Musaceae. Gene Ontology annotation, biological process: subtelomeric heterochromatin formation.